Zychaea mexicana is the source of this 1644-nucleotide messenger RNA. RefSeq lists its product as uncharacterized. The record is from RefSeq and is a predicted model, not a curated record. Bases 1 to 1644 code for a protein of 547 amino acids. The transcript has 6 exons. NCBI's taxonomy places the organism in Eukaryota, Fungi, Mucoromycota, Mucoromycetes, Mucorales, Lichtheimiaceae. Gene Ontology annotation, biological process: secondary metabolic process. Gene Ontology annotation, molecular function: CoA-ligase activity.
AUGGCCCUGCAUGAUAGACGUUACAAAUUCACGAAUGUGGUGGAUAUGAUGCUCAGCAACCCCAUGGGUCGUCCGGAAUCAAAGCCGUUGCAAAUCGACGCCCGAACGGGAGAAACCAUAACCCUGAACCAUCUGCGGCAUUUGGUGGGCGCCAUCCAUGCAGGUCUGCGUCGCUUCGGUUUGAAUAAGGGCGACACUGUUUGUCUUUACUCUCCAAACAAUAUUAACAUGGCUCCAAUUUAUAUGGGAACUAUGGCUGCUGGCAUGACGAUCAGCCCAGCAAAUACAUCGUACGUGUCGGCCGAGCUACAAAGACAACUGACCGUGGGUGAAGCAAAGAUUCUUAUUGCUCAUCCUGUUAACUUGGAAACCGCGCUGGACGCUGCAGCUGCCGUUGGCAUGCCUCGAUCACAUGUUUUCUCCAUCGUCCCUGAUCCUAAACAACGUGUCCGAUACUACCGAGAUGUACUUGUGGAUCAUUUACAACCUGAGCUCCCGCCCAUUAAGAUGACGCACGAGGAGAGUAUAAACACUGUUGCGUACCUGUGUUUCUCCAGUGGUACCACUGGAAGAAGCAAGGGCGUUAUGACAAGCCAUUACAAUGUCAUUGCCAUGGUGUUGGAAACCAACAAUUAUGCGGGUAUUUUUGCGGAUCCGACAGUCAGCUCUACAUCGCUUGCAGUUAUUCCGUUGUAUCACUUCAGUGGCAUUAGCUCCUUCUUCAAUAUGGGCAUCCCAGCUGGCAGCACCACUGUAAUUCUCGAGAAAUACAGCGUCAGAGCCAUGUGUGAAGCAAUCCAGACGUUCAAGGUUACUAGUUUGCCCGUCGCUCCACCCAUUGUGAUUCAUCUUGUCAACCGUCCCGAAGUGAAGGAGUAUGAUUUGUCCAGUUUGGAGCGUGUUGGUACCGGAUCAGCACCUAUUGCAGCAAGCGUAGUUACGCGAUGCCAGGAAAAGUUCAAGGUCUACGUCGGACAGGGUUAUGGUAUGACCGAGGUCUCACCUGUCAUCACAUACCAAAUGCCAGAGUGGGCCAAACCCGAUUCGAUUGGUCGUGUUAUUCCCAUCAUGAACAGUAAGAUUAUAGAUUCCGAAGGCCGAGAGGUGGGUCUCGGUGAGCCAGGUGAGCUGUGCGUCCAAGGGCCAAACGUUAUGCUUGGAUACAAGGGCGAUCCUGAAGCCACAGCCAAUGCUAUUGAUAAAGACAACUGGCUGCACACCGGUGAUAUUGUGAAGAAGGAUGCCGAUGGCAACCUGUAUAUCGUGGAUCGUAUCAAGGAAUUAAUCAAGUACAAGGGUUUCCAAGUGGCUCCCGUCGAGUUAGAAUCCGUUUUGCUACAAUGCCCCUAUGUCUCAGACGCAGGCGUUAUUGGUAUCGACGAUGAGUCCCAAGGCACUGAAGUUCCAAUGGCAUUCGUGACGCUUCCAGAGAAACUAAAGGGACAGGGCAACAGUGGUGUGUUGGCAAAGAAGAUCGAAGAGUGGGUGGAUGAGCGCGUAGCAAACCACAAGCGACUUCGAGGAGGUGUCCGUAUUAUUGACGAAAUUCCCAAGAGCGAAGCUGGAAAGAUCUUGAGAAAGGAUAUGAAGGAUAUUUAUAAAAAGCAGCAGCAACAGCUCGGAGAGCGCGCAUCCAGAUUGUAA